Gasterosteus aculeatus aculeatus (three-spined stickleback) is the source of this 2391-nucleotide messenger RNA. It is a transcript of the gene lbx2, whose product is annotated as ladybird homeobox 2. The record is from RefSeq and is a predicted model, not a curated record. Gene Ontology annotation, biological process: regulation of transcription by RNA polymerase II. Gene Ontology annotation, cellular component: nucleus. Gene Ontology annotation, molecular function: DNA-binding transcription factor activity, RNA polymerase II-specific; sequence-specific double-stranded DNA binding. NCBI's taxonomy places the organism in Eukaryota, Metazoa, Chordata, Actinopteri, Perciformes, Gasterosteidae.
CCUUUAAGACGCAGCAGCGGGUCAGCGAGUAGUGUAGUGUUACUCUAAUUGAACUUCGCCCAAUCAACAAUAACUCGUUAGCGGCCGCUUUCUUUUUCUUGGUGCUUUUGAGACAGCUUCUUUUUUUUUGUGCCCUUGCAGGGAUUCACCCCCCUCCAGUGUGUUACUUCCUAAAGAUCUACAUGGAGCUUGGCAGAGGAACUGCGACUCUCUGAGGGGAAUACAGUCCGGCUGCCUUUUCGCCUGCGCCCGGAGCAUGGUUCUUUUGGAGGAAAGCUCUCAGGCGAGCUAAAUUGCGGCUUUGAGCGUCAACCUUUAGGAAGGGUGGUGGGGUGGGGGGGGGGGGUUCCGCGACAAACGAGCGUGGAACACGUUUGUCCCAAACCCGCGAGUUGAAUGAAAUAAUCAACUUUUCUGGAAGCAGCGAUUCUCCGGGACUGCGAUGACCUCCAGUACAGACAUGAAGGCAGGUUCUGUGUUACACUCCGGCGGCGAGGAGAGGAGACGGGCUCCGCUGGACCAGCUGCCGCCGCCGGCGAACUCCAACAAGCCCCUGACGCCGUUCAGCAUCGAGGAUAUCCUUAACAAACCCUCGGUCAAGAAGUCGGUCGCCAGUAUCUGUCCACCCAGAGUGCUGGAGAAAGUCGCGGGCUCCAACUCCGCGCGCAACGGGAUCACCACUCCUUCGUCACCGCUGUGCGCGCUGGAGGAGCUUGCCAGCAAAACGUUCAAGGGGCUGGAAGUCAGCGUGAUCCAAGCAGCAGAAGGUCGGGAGCAUGUCAACGCGUUCGGACAGAGGCAGACGUCGAAGAAGAGGAGAAAGUCGCGGACGGCCUUCACGAACCACCAGAUCUACGAGCUGGAGAAGAGGUUCUUGUACCAGAAGUACCUGUCACCGGCCGACCGGGACCAGAUCGCCCAACAGCUGGGGCUCUCCAACGCGCAGGUCAUCACCUGGUUUCAGAACCGCAGGGCCAAACUCAAGCGGGACCUGGAGGAGAUGAAAGCCGACGUGGAGUCGCUGAAGAAGAUCAACCCGCAGACGCUGCAGAAGCUCGUCAGCAUGGAGAGCAUCGAGGAGUCCCACGGCGGGGGCUCCGAGGCCAGGUCGCCCAGUGUCUCCCCGACCUCGCAAGGACACCGGGCCUUCCCACAGUCCCCCUCCUCAUCCAGAGACCAAACCACGGAUGAGUUCUCGGAGGACGACGAGGAGAUCGAGGUGGACGACUGACAGUCAGGGGGGCUGUGCUUUUCAUAAACAACUAAAAAGAAUAUUAAAAAAAAAGGGGAUUUCUUUUUUAUAAUCCCAAACUUUUUUUGCACGGAUAUUAUCAAAAAAAGGAGAAUAUAUACAUUUAAAAAAAAAUUCAAGAUUUGUUUUCCCUCCUCCGCUCUCUCCUGUAUUUAAUUUAUUAAUCGGACCUAAAGUCCGUCGUUUAGGUUCCGCCGCCGUAUUUGAGGACUACCUGGUUUCCUUUCUGACGAGCCAGAAUGAAAAUAGGGUGAACAUUUAAUUUUUUUUUUCUUCCACGUACGUUUUUACGUGGACGGAUGGAAAGUUGUGCAGUUAUUGUUGCUUGUCAUUUAUUCGCGUUCCUUCUGUUCAAGGAAUCCGAUCGGCCAAAUAUUUAAAUCACCCUUUUGUUUUUUACACACACAGCCUGGGGUCGACGCGUCACACCCCCCCCCCCCCCCCCCCUACAUAAAUCCGCACUGCUUUGUAAAAAAAGUGCCCUGUUGAAUUUCUGACCCCGGCUUUAUGCCGUGAAGUGCCGUGCCUUCAAUUAGCUGCCUUUAUUCCUUUAUUCCCAUUCUUUCGACCUGCUUUGAAUGCAUCUUGUCCCAAGAAGGUCCCGGUCUGGCCGCCUCGUUAAGAAAAGCUUGCGCCAUAUGCUUUCUUCCUCCUCCUCCUCCUCCACCACCUCCUCCUCCUCCUCUGAAUCGUCCUUAACACAACUAGCGGACAUGAUUGAUUGGGUUAACCCGCCUUUGCCUUCCAUAAAACAGCUUCCACCGGGCCGCGGGCAAUAAUGGGCACGCAUCUGUCUCUCUGGGUUGUUUGGAGAGAGAGAGAGAGAGAGAGAGAGAGAGAGAGAGAGAGAGAGAGAGAGAGAGAGAGAGAGAGAGAGAGAGAGAGAGAGAGAGAGAGUAAAAAGUCCCCAUGAAUAGCAAAUGGUCAGUGUGAGGAUCCUAAUGAAUAAAGCUCAAUAGGAGGCCUGUGGAAGCGCGACGUGCUGUUGUUGUUGUUGUUGUUGUUGGACGACCAUUUGUAACAGUUGCGCGUGCGUGUGUUUGUGAGGGAGGUAGAGAUAUUUAUACUCAAGUCAUAAGUAUAGAUAGUUGUUGUCGUAGUUAUUUGACAAUACAAUUCUAUUAAAAUGAGCAGAACGA